Pararge aegeria (speckled wood butterfly) is the source of this 1654-nucleotide messenger RNA. Its product is annotated as UDP-glucosyltransferase 2-like. The coding region runs from base 98 to 1654 and encodes 518 amino acids. The record is from RefSeq and is a predicted model, not a curated record. NCBI's taxonomy places the organism in Eukaryota, Metazoa, Arthropoda, Insecta, Lepidoptera, Nymphalidae. Gene Ontology annotation, molecular function: UDP-glycosyltransferase activity. The transcript has 9 exons.
UACACUCAAUAUUAUUUCGUGCUGGAUGCAUGCAGUGUUUUUAAUUAAUUAUAUAUAAGGUGUCUGGUGGAUAUAGUGUCUUGGAAAUACGUGUAAGAUGCAUACAUGGCUGCAUUUCAUGAUAUUAUUGGCUUUGUUGUAUGGAACAAAUGCCUACAAAUAUUUGGUUGUUAGUCCAAUACCGGGGAAAAGCCAUGCAAUUUUGGGAAGCGCCAUGGUUACGCAUUUAGCUAAUGCUGGACACGAGGUGACUUAUGUAACUGUGAUUCUGCCAGAAAAGCCAAUACCGAGAGUAACAGUUGUUGAUCUAAGCGAUAAUCUGAAAUAUUUUCCUGCAGAUGGAGCCAUGAAUCUAAAGGCAAUUAUGGAUAAUACGCAUGAGGGUAAUAGUUUAUUAGCUUUCGUACCAAUGACCAUAAAUAUGAGCAGGAACACUCUGGAACACCCGAAUUUACAAAAGUUAAUAAGAGACAAAAAUCAAAAAUUUGAUGCUGUGAUAACUGAAUGGCUUUUCCACGAAGUAUUUACUGGAUUUGCAGCAGUUUUUGACUGUCCUUUGAUAUGGUUCUCAACUGUACAACCUCACUGGAUGGUUGUGCGACUGGUAGAUGAGAUCCCUAAUCCAGCUUACACAGUGGACAUCUUAUCUGAUAACGUUCCACCGUUAACGUUUAAGCAACGGGUCGAGGAACUAUGUUUUCAGACGAUGGGCAGGCUUUUACAAACUUUUUGGGUAUCUGGUCUUGAAGAAAAUAUCUAUAAUGAAUUUUUUGUACCGGCUAUUAGAGAUAGACAUAAUACCGUACCAUCUUUUGAAACACUAAGGUAUAAUGUUUCUUUAAUUUUGAGCAACUCGCACGUAUCUAUGGGUGGUCCAGCAAGAUUGCCAGCUAAUAUAAUUCCUAUAGGAGGAUAUCAUAUUAGUUCAACAGUGAAACCAUUACCUGAGGAUCUGCAAAAACUGAUGGACAACGCAAAGCAUGGCGUGAUUUAUUUUAGCAUGGGUUCAAACUUAAGAAGCAAACAGUUCCCGGAAAAGGUCAAAGCAGAAUUGCUACAAAUGUUUGGUAAAUUUAAGCAGACAGUGAUAUGGAAAUUCGAAGAGAAUUUACCCAAUAGACCUAAUAACGUUCAUAUUGUUCAGUGGGCACCACAACAAAGCAUUUUAGAACACAAGAAUUGUAUUUUAUUCAUCACACACGGAGGUCUGCUCUCAAUAACUGAGUCGAUACAUUUCGGAGUACCCACAAUUGGAAUACCAGUUUUCGCCGAUCAAUUUGUAAACGUAGCGAGAGCUGUUAAAAACGGCUACGCGCAAAAAGUAGAUUUAUCAUAUUCGAUGGCUGCAGACAUAGAAAAAGCAAUUAAAGAAUUUCUUCAUAAUCCAAAGUACACAACGCGGGUAAAGGAAUUGUCUCAAAUAUACCACGACAGGCCAAUACCACCGGAGAAGGAACUAGUGCAUUGGGUAGACCAUGUUGUAAGGACACAAGGCGCACCGCAUCUUCGCUCUCCAGCCUUCAUGGUACCCUGGUACCAAAAGCUUUACUUAGAUUUUAUUUUAGUUUUGCUAGUCAUUGUUUUAGUUUUAAAAUAUGUUUUGAAAUUUAUAAAGAGUUUAAUCUUAGCAAAAAGAAAAGAAAAAAUUAACUAG